CUGUCUGACAUGCACACGCGUAAUUGAAUUUUUACCCACACUUUAACCUGCCCCUUCAAUCUUGUCUUGCACUUUGACAAUUACGUGGUGUGUUUCAGGAGCGAGGAUUUCUUAUUGGAAGGUUAUAAGUGUGAUCAUGGAUGCAACGUCUCUAAGUUUUGAGCUCUUUGCAAUAUGCGUCAAAGUAUACAAGCUUCUCCUGGAGGCAUCUGGCAUGCCAAAAAUGUUCCGCUACCUGCACGUUCGGCUUCGUAUGGAACGUGACAAACUGGUGGAUUGGGGCGUUCUUGUGAAUCUCUCCGAAGACGAGCGUACACUCAGCUCAGGCCUCCAGUUGAACAGGCACAUGGUCAACGACACCUUGCAGGAUGAUGCAAAAAGAAUUAAGCCUGAGGACGUGGUAGUUACUUCUUCGAGCACCGGCGCACUGCUGCAGAAGAAGGCCGAGAGCUUUAUUGAAAAGACACGAAGAUUCCCUGGGCGUGUCAGAUGGGCAUCAUUAGACCAAAAGGAUUUUGAGGCAGCUUUGUCCAGGCUCACCGCUCUGAACGAGAGCAUGUCGUACUUUUUCGAACGGCACCAGCGAGAGCGCCAUUUGCAGAUGCAGGAAAACUCUUUUAUGGGGAUUCUCCAGGUCAACAAUAAGCUUGACGACUUAAUUGCACUGAUGGCCUCACUAGGCAACAUGGGUCACGACAAACAUUUGCUGCAGCUGACCCGUCUCAAGGCUCUAAAUGUUGCCGUCGAAACUGGGCAAUCAGGAGUGCUGGAAAUCCCGUCUAAAGGAGAUACCUUGCUUUCAAUCAGCGAGCUAUCCCUGAUCCAAGAGGAAGAAGAACCGGAAGAGCUGCCUGAUCGGUCGGCGGGCAGAUACCAACAGACGUCCGUAUGGAUAGAGUGGAAGUAUUACGAGGUUAUUCGCGGCGAACACGAAGCGGUGCCAAUCUACGUUGCCGACCGCAUACCAAAGCUCGCAAGACUGCUGCGAGAUGAGAACAAGCCGAAGGAGUGCCGCAUCCCUCGUUGCCUUGGGUACGUCCAUGAUAAAGACAAUGAUCGCUACGGCUUCGUGUUUCCGAAUCUAGCAGACCAGCCAGCAGGUGGCUUACCGCUGUCCCUCCACGAUCUUCUACUAUCAAUACCAAAACCCUCCUUGACGUGGCGACUCGCAGCAGCUCGCGCGAUCGCCACCUCCCUCUGGUACUUGCAUGCCGCGAACUGGCUUCACAAAGGUCUACGCAGCGAGAAUAUUUUGUUCGAGAGAAGCCCUAAUCCUGGAACUCCAUCCACUGCCGACCUUUUCUUGGCUGGUUUUGAGUACGCACGGCCGGCCGACCCCAACGAGGCUACUGAGACUCCGAGCGAUAAUCGACUGCACGACCUCUACCGCCACCCUUCUACGCAGUUCGACAUUCCUAGAGAUGGGCGACGGGGGUUCAAGAAGGUCUAUGAUAUAUACAGCCUCGGAGUCGUGCUCUGCGAGAUCGGAAUGUGGCGGCCCAUCCACGCUAUCCUAGGUAUCCGGCUCGAAGAGGGCAUCCGGUCCGCAGCUGUCAAGGGGGCAAAGGCCACAUUAGUCGAGGCAGAGACCCUGCAAGCACUUGAGGCAGAGGUCGGCACUAUCUUCGCUGCGGCUGUGCAGAGCUGCUUGACUGGAGACUUUGUGCCCGACAACGAGGGUGGCUCGGCAGGCCUAGACGCCCAGCUUCAGAUUGGAUUUGGAGACCGGGUUAUUCGUAAACUGGACUCUAUUCUCGUCUAG
Cryphonectria parasitica EP155 is the source of this 1762-nucleotide messenger RNA. RefSeq lists its product as uncharacterized. NCBI's taxonomy places the organism in Eukaryota, Fungi, Ascomycota, Sordariomycetes, Diaporthales, Cryphonectriaceae. Gene Ontology annotation, biological process: protein phosphorylation. The transcript has 3 exons. Bases 137 to 1762 code for a protein of 541 amino acids. Gene Ontology annotation, molecular function: protein kinase activity; ATP binding. The record is from RefSeq and is a predicted model, not a curated record.